Molecule: messenger RNA, 1093 nt
Organism: Notodromas monacha
Lineage: Eukaryota; Metazoa; Arthropoda; Ostracoda; Podocopida; Cyprididae
Source: the annotation of a GenBank genome assembly
GUGAUUGGAAUUUCUCAACGGUUUCAAAAAACGAGUCUGUGAAACAUGGACAUUUUGAUAGAAUACAUAAUUUUCCACAGCUUUCUUAAAAUUCUGAGAGAUUACAUGUUUGUCUUGGUUUAGCAAUCAUUUUCAUUUUUGAAACUUUAAAUGACGAUGAUCUUAACACGUGAGGUUUUUUUUCGCUGUUUGAAAGUCACCUGAAUAGUUUUCAGUUUUAUGAGGCGUGAAUCGCACGUGAUUUCGAUUCGUUUUCUUUGCAGAAUGCUCUAUAUAACUAUAUUCGUUGUAUAUAUACUUUAUAUAUAUGAUGAAAAGCGCUAUAAUGGUAAACUUCUUCUUUGAUGACCAGCAGGAACCCUUAUUCCCCCCAUUUUCGAAAGCAAACAACUGGAAAAGGAUGGAAACCCUGGAGCUCUCAAGCGCAGAAUGCAAGCAGGGAGGAAAAUACAACGCAGUUACGCGAGCAUUUCGACUCGAAAAACAAAAAUAUUAAAAAUCGGAUUACCAAAGAAAAAUACAUAAAAAAAGAAAGAAAUUUUUCCUAUACACCAGCCUGGAAUUUAUAGCCUCCAAACAAAAGCCUCAAACCCGAAAAGAGUGUCAUAUUUGGUUUCCAGUUAUAUUCGCAGACACGCAGCGUAUGGCCAAAGAAAAGAAGCUCCACUUUUUUUUCAAGCGUCCUCGGCGCGAAGUUGCAUCAGUGGCAGUUCCGAAAACCCGGCCACUAUGGCGACACCCGUCGGCCAAGGGACGAACGCGAUUUUGGGGCCUUGGCAGCAAGAGAACCUCUGAACAAGUGCCGGUGUUGUCGACGCGGUCCCAGAAAAUGGCACAGUUUUCUUGCUGGAGCCACGUUUCCAAUGUCCUUCGCGAGCCGCACGUGGUCAUCAAAUUACUGACUGCUUUGUCAGCUAUGGUGGCCUUGGCAAUGCAUCGAGAGACCUGGGAUGACGACCCGAGGGCAAUGUAUUCGCCUUUGUAUCUGGAUGUGGAUCAAACUUAUUUCUUCAUUGGAACGUUGUUCAUGUACACAGUUGUGCCACUGACGCUCGUCUUGGGGUACUUCUUCGGGCAAAAUACUGCCAUGCAG